GAGUAGUUUGGUGUGUUCCUCCGUCCGACCAGCAGCAGCAGCGUUCUGGGGGUGCUCUCGAGCUCCUGGACGGGAGGUGUGCAAUACGAGGGCCUCUGGGAAGGAUUUCCGCGGUGCGCGGCCAGGACGAACGUCCUCCUCCCACACCAACACCCCAGAAGCCUUGAACCUGAAGCUCUCGAACUUCAUUGAAUGAUUGGAAUACACUGAGCAGCCAGAAAAAGUUGAGAAGAUGAAUUUUUCACCCUUCGGAGGACACUUUCCGGGAACCAUUCCCGGAAUUCAUCAGUUUGCAGCGUCAGGGGCUCUUGUCUCCACUUCAACUCCUGACAAUGUGAAUCGGUAUCACUCCAGCAACGUCAACAUCCCGCACUUCAAUCAGCCACACGCGCCGAUUCUGAGCAAGUUCCGGCCAGACGAUGUGAACAACAUGAACAAAUACAAUGGACACACGAACCAGUAUUCGACGCCAUACGCCCAAGACGGGCAAUCGGUGUCGGAUAAGCAGCAGAGAGGGGGAACGUCGUCCAGUGUGUCAUCCUACCCGCAGACGACGUUAUCGGGCUCCGUUGGCCAGCAGCCUCCAGAAAUACCUCAGCAACAAACAGAUGCUAAGCGGGUUCUGCAGAAUGUUAAUCCGAGCUGGCAGUCCUUGACGCCCAGUUCUGCCGUCGCUGACUACCUGUCUCACUUGCCAGCCAGCACGCUGCCACUGAGUCUUCAUCACUUCCUCAAGUACUCAGCCGAGAGCAUCAAGAAGGAGACACAAAAUCCACUCAGUGAACUUCACAUGACACAGUCGCAGAACCUCAAUAAUCUCGGUGCUGGUCUUUUGCCGCCCAACAAUGCCAACCUCAAUCAUCAGACGGCACAGCAUCAACAGCAGAGCCAUCAGCAAACGCAACAGAGCCACCAGCAGACUGCCAACGCCAAUGAUCACACGCAGCAGCAGACCAGCACCACGAACACGACGGGAAGUAAGAAAAAGAAGAAGAAGAAGGCACCCAAACCGCCGAAGGAGAAAAAACCGCGGCCGAAGCCUGGAGAAAUACGCCUGACAACAGCUCUGGAUGGAAGCACGCUGUUCUGCUGUCCGGAGUGCCAAAUGGCGUAUCCAGAGCGUGGAUUGCUGGAGCAACAUUUGGUGGGACACAACUUGGAAAGACGCUUCAUCUGUGACAUCUGCAAUGCAGCGCUGAAGCGCAAGGAUCACCUCACGCGCCACAAGCAGAGCCACAAUCCGGAGCGCCCCUUCGUCUGCACCAUCUGCCUGAAGGCGUUCAAGCGCAAGGAGCAGCUCACGCUGCACUUCGUCAUCCAUUCCGGCGAGAAGAGGCACGUGUGCAAUGAGUGCGGCAAGGGAUUCUACCGCAAGGAUCACCUGCGGAAGCACACGCGCUCGCACAUCGCGCGGCGCGUGAAGGCGGAGCUGAGCCAGCAGAACCAGCCGGCGGCCGGCGCGCCCGCGGUGGUGCCGAACAUGCAGCAGCCCUACAGCCUCGCCAGCCAGCCCAGCGGCCAGCAGACGCCACAGCAAACGGGUCAUCACAACGGGCAGCCAAGCGGACAUCAGCAGUCGCCGUGUUUGUCCUAAAA
Molecule: messenger RNA, 1596 nt
Organism: Phlebotomus argentipes
Lineage: Eukaryota; Metazoa; Arthropoda; Insecta; Diptera; Psychodidae
Product: zinc finger protein 567-like
Exons: 6
Coding region: 233-1594 (453 amino acids)
Biological process (GO): regulation of transcription by RNA polymerase II
Molecular function (GO): DNA-binding transcription factor activity, RNA polymerase II-specific; RNA polymerase II cis-regulatory region sequence-specific DNA binding
Source: RefSeq, a predicted model, not a curated record